AUAGGCAGAAGAUAUAGCUUGGGACUCCACUCCAAGGUGGUUUACAAUGUUGUGAAGGAACUGUAACCUAUUUUGAUUAAGGAAUAUCGACCAAAAUGAGACCGCUUCUGUUCGAAUUAGGAUUUUGUUCAUGGAGCUUGAUCAUAACAUUUGUGUUUUGUGUCUACCCACGGAAUAUACCAAGACUUACUUUACAUCAGAAUGGAAUUAAUGACAGCCUUCCUUACCAGAUCAUUUUAAGUCACUCCGUGUUUUUUUAUCAAGAGAAUUCAGACAGUCUCUUCAUCGGGGGAACAAACUCCGUGCUUCAGAUUGAUUUGAAAAACGGUAGUGUUUUGGAGAACUAUACACUCUCAACCAGCCCAGACCAAUCCUGCAGUGAGGGUUCCUGUGACAAUGUAAUCACAAUUAUUGAGGACUUCCAGGAGAGCUUGUUUGUUUGUGGCACUAAUGGAGAGAGACGACAAUGCUGGAGGCUGUACCCCAAAGAAAACGGCCGCCCUGGUGAGGUAGUAGAGAGCUACGAGGGGAUAGGAAUCACCCCACACACAUACUCACAGAACUCCAUAUCGCUCUCUGUGGAUGGAGAUCUGUACGCCGCGGCUCCCUUGUACAAGGAUGGCAGCUCCCUGCAGUUCAGAAGGGCCGCAGGCAAGCGCACUAAUGUGCGGAUGUACGACAAAUGGAUUACAGAACCAACCUUCAUCUCUGCUUUCUUGGUUCCCCUUGAGAACGACCCCGACGAUGAAAAGAUUUAUGUGUUCUUCCGUGAGAAGAACUCAGAUAACAGUCCAGAAGCCGACCCCUGGAUAUCCAGAGUGGCCCGCGUGUGCAAGGCGGACGAGGGUGGGUCCAAGAGGUUCUUCCAGAACAUUUGGACCUCGUUCCUGAAGGCUCGGCUCGUGUGUGGAAUCCCGGGCGAGUCGCUCUACUUUAAUCGGCUGCAGGACAUCCACGUCCAGAAGGAGGCUGAUUGGAAGGACUGGCGUGUCUACGCCCUCUUCUCCAGCAGCUGGAACUCUACUGCGGUGUGUGUCUACUCCAUGGGGGAGAUCGAUCGAGUGUUCGAGAUCUCGUCCUUCAGAGGCUUUGAUGACACUAUUCCCAACCCCAGGCCCGGAGCGUGUGUUACAAACAGCAAGACCCUGCCGAUCUCCACCAUCACCGUCAUAAAGGACCAUCCAGAAAUGACCGACUGGAUUCACCCCAUCCACAGACAAGCUCCUUUCUACGUCAGCAGCAACAACUACACCAAGAUGGCUGUGGAUCGUAUCGAGGCGGAAAACAACAGCACACACAAUGUGUUGCUUCUCAGCACUGACAGAGGCACCAUCCACAAGAUCCUGGAGAAUGACCUCAAACCCUUCAUCAUUUCCGAGACCCAUCUGUACAACUUCACGACCCCCGUCCAGACAAUGAAACUCGACUCCAAGAGAAGGAAGCUAAUCGUUGGAUAUCCAGGCCAGGUGUCAUACUUUGACUUGCAGAGGUGUCAGGAUUAUAAUAAGUCCUGUGAAGACUGUGUUCUGGCUCGCGAUCCCUACUGCUCUUGGAACGCUGACGGCUGCACAGCCGAAACCCCUCGGGGUAUUCAGAACAUUGCUGACGGCCAGACAGAUGUAUGCCACCAGAAAUCAGUCCACACAGCAUCCAGCAACCUGACCAGAACCAAGAGAGCGACCCUGAUGACGUCGCCGGACCUCCAGAAGAUGGUCCACUCGGUUCCGCUGGACUUCCCCUUCUACCUGUCGUGCCCCAUCGACUCGCACCACGCCGCCUACGCGUGGGAACACGAGAGCCAAACCAGCGCCUGUCAGAAGACCGGCUCCAUCUGCCUCCACCUGAUCCCCGCCGUAAGAGACGACAGCUACGGCAACUACAGGUGUGUGUCGCAGGAGCGCGACUACACCCGCGUGGUCAAGGAGUACCGGCUGCUCAAGCAGCAGCCUCCGCUCACCACCUCUCUCUUUCCCGUCCUCCGAGCCGACGCGGCGAAGAUCACGGCACACCUCACGGCACACCUCACGUCUGUGCUCAGCAUCGUGCUUAUGGUGGUGCUUCGUUAAAUGAUCACGGACUCCACAGGGUAGACGUAAUAACAUGUAUGUCCCACUGUAAUCUCUUGCUCUUUUCCAACUGUUUUCCAACUGUGUUUUUUAUUUAAGAUUUAUUUUUGGGCUUUUAGCCUUUAAUCAGACAGGACAGUGAAGGUAGACAGAAAAUUAGCUGGAGAGAGAGAUGGGGAGUGGGAUCGGGAAAUGACCGCGGGUCGGAUUUGAACCCGUGUCCCUGUGGGUGUUCAGACCCAUACAUGGUCGGGGAUGCUGCUUGCGCCACGGCUCCCCCCCCAGCCGCUUUUUGUUUGUCGGUGAGCGAGGAGGAUUUCUGACCUGUUAGAUACUAUUGCAUGGCUGAACUAAAAAAAAAGUCUUCAACUAAAAGAGAUCUUAGUUUCCAAUUAAAAGAAUGACUUUCAAGCAAUAGGCAGUAUGUUGAGUGCAUGGAGCUGCUCUCUGCAAAACCUGCAAAGAAAUCUUCCAUUACCUUGAGCCCGAGACAGGCACAAAAUAGUUGAAGGAAGCACACAAACUAAGUAACUGAGAAGUGGGAGUUGACAUCGGUAAUGACAUCACCAGAUGAUGUUUCAACUUGACUGAAAAGGGUUUGAACAGGACAUUGGGUACUCAGUGGAGGCGGGGCCUGCGGUGUUGAACAGGACAUUGGGUCACAGUGGAAGCGGGGCCUGCGGCGUGGGUCACAGUGGACGCAGGUACCGUGCAUAUCAGUAUUAAGCGGACAGUUUGGGAACCCUAGGAGUGGGUUAGAGAGAGGCCUGUGUGUGUGUGUGUGUGUGUGUGUGUGUGUGUGUGUGUGUGUGUGUGUGUGUGUGUGUGUGUGUGUGUGUGUGUGUGUGUGUGUGGGAAAACGGCCAGUAGCUCAGCACUACGUAGACAGACGAGGCUCAACUUCCUGACGUAGGAGAACAGCACUACAGUACGUAGACAGUCGAGGCUCAACUUCCUGACUGUUGACAUUGGGUCAGACCUACAUUGCCAUUGGUUCAUGGAGACUGAGAAGAGUCCGUGCACGGCAUCGUGGGUGGGAAAGUGCAAAUACAGGGGGUCAUUAGUCCUAACACAGGAAAUAAUAUAGCAGGGGGUCAUUAGUCCUAACACAGGAAAUACAGGAAGUCCCCCAAGUGUUUCGGUUUUGUUUUGUUAUCGUUUCCCUUGAACUACAACCCAUGGGAAUACUUUUCUUUUUCAAAAGAAACAUUCCUUUUGGGUGGGGUCACAGCUCAGUGUAAUAGGCGUGAUAUGAAGGGUAUUAGGUGUGUAUGGUGUGUGUAUUAGGUGCGUAUGGUGUGUGUAUGGUGUAUGUAUACAGUAGUGUGUGUAUUAGGUGUGAUAUGAAGGGUAUGAAUAAUGGUGAUAUGGGCAUUGAGGAGAGCUCCUGGAAAGUCAAUAAUGACACCCAUGUUUGUCCACAUAGAUAGAGAGCAGCUGACAUUGUUUGCACAUUUGUUUAUUUAUUUAUUGUUAUUAUUAUUAUCUAUUUGUAAUAUUAUUUAGGAUAUAUAUUCUAUUAUAAUAUAAUAGACAAUGCAUAAAAAGGUACAGUCCUUGUUGAUACUUGAGCUGAACAAUCAAUCCUAUUAUACCCUUCUCUUCUGGCUCUUGAAGAUUGGGUAAGAUUUGUGUAUGGCAAUAAUUAGAAUCGCAGACUGUUCCUUUUAAUUGUAUGUAAUAAUGUAAUGUAAUUAUUUCUCCCACUUAAAUAGCAUUAUUUUUUUUAAUAAAAUGUUGCAUUAUAUUUUUACACUU
Messenger RNA from Clupea harengus (Atlantic herring), 3824 nucleotides. It is a transcript of the gene sema7a, whose product is annotated as semaphorin 7A (JohnMiltonHagen blood group). Gene Ontology annotation, molecular function: semaphorin receptor binding; chemorepellent activity; integrin binding. NCBI's taxonomy places the organism in Eukaryota, Metazoa, Chordata, Actinopteri, Clupeiformes, Clupeidae. Gene Ontology annotation, biological process: positive regulation of cell migration; neural crest cell migration; axon guidance. The record is from RefSeq and is a predicted model, not a curated record. Gene Ontology annotation, cellular component: external side of plasma membrane; plasma membrane.